UGGUCAGUGAUGGUUGAUAGCUCUAGUAUCGUACCUACCUAUCUCCUACUAAAACCAACCCUCUUACAACGUCUUCGACCUAUCACAAUUGUUCUUUGUUUGCGACAUCAUACGCCAGUCACGAACCUGACAGCCAUCAAUAUCAUUCCCCUUUCGCCUAAAUCGAUUUAUACAUAAGCCAGACUUCUGUAAAAUAACAGGAUGUCGGCCCAAAACUCGGCAGGCAUCCAGACCCUACUCGAUGCUGAGAGGGAAGCUUCCAAGAUAGUCCAAAAAGCCCGGGAAUUCCGAACCAAAAGAGUACGAGAGGCACGAGACGAGGCCAAGAAAGAGAUAGAAGCCUAUCGCAAAUCGAAAGACGAUGAGUUCAAGAAAUUCGAGGCCGAGCAUACCCAAGGCAACAAGCAAGCCGAAGACGAGGCUAACAAGGAGGCCGAUGCCAAGAUCCAGGAGAUCCAUGCCGCUGGCAAGAAGAGCCAGUCUAAAGUUGUCGUGGACCUACUAGAUGCCGUAUUCGAAGUAAAGCCAGUCCCACCCGAGAAGGCAUAAAUAUACGUCGUCCACCUAAAGAAAUAGCCCACGUCUGGGAAUACAUUGAGAGGGAGAACUGGCAUGUUAUACCGCGACAGGUAUUCGUGCCAAAGGGGUUCGAAUCGUAUUACGUAUUAUUUAGUACUGUCUCCAGUACUGCAAUUGCCAAAUGUCUUGAAGGAAACAUCAAAACAAGGGGAGUUGUUCGGUUCCGCUAGCUGCAAGAAGCUUGUCUUGUCUGUUCAUAGAAGACAUCUGAGGUAUCCAGGAAUGCCGCGCUAAGAAGCCAGUACGAUACGCAUUAUUUAUCAAUUGAUUCAUCUCGAAGCUAGAACCUAUGCUAUCUA
Messenger RNA from Annulohypoxylon maeteangense, 878 nucleotides. Its product is annotated as vacuolar ATPase. Lineage: Eukaryota; Fungi; Ascomycota; Sordariomycetes; Xylariales; Hypoxylaceae. Gene Ontology annotation, biological process: proton transmembrane transport. The transcript has 5 exons. Gene Ontology annotation, molecular function: proton-transporting ATPase activity, rotational mechanism. The record is from RefSeq and is a predicted model, not a curated record. Bases 202 to 549 code for a protein of 115 amino acids. Gene Ontology annotation, cellular component: vacuolar proton-transporting V-type ATPase complex.